GUGUGUGUAUGUGUGUUUUUUGGCUCACUCAUUUCUCGUAUCACAGGAAUAAACUGCAUUUUUCCACCGCAGUCGGUUGUCAAGGCAACUACAAAUGCCACUUCUUUUUACAAUUACCGGACUUACUUCAUUAUCUUCCUAAAAGUAUGGGAUCAAAAUUACCAUGUCCCUAAUUUAUAGGGUGAAAAGUGCAAUUUUGCCAAAAAUAAGAGAAGAAAUCGAAAGAAAUUGGACCUAAUCUGAAACCGCUAAAAAAAGGAAAAAAAGAACCCAUAUUUCGAGCCCGUGGGUUUUUGACUCUUCAGGAAAAGGUUUCUGAAAUUUUCUUGAAAACGCUGUGCCAUUUUCCCAUAGUUGUAGUAACACUCUCUGAUAUCCUCUCUCAGUUUUGCUGUUUUACCGCAGAGAAAAUGGCUCUCAAUUUCAAUGCUUCAGCUGUUCACUCGCUUCAGAACCUUCUAUCAGUCCGUAGAACUCAGAGCUGCAUGUUGAGUUGGAAACCAAAUCAAUUAUGUCAAAAUACCCGAAGAGUCUUUUGCAGUAUGAACAUGGCUGCUGAUCAGUCAGGUGAUUCUAGGCAACUAAGUAUAGGCGAUAUUGUGGAAAAGGCAAGAAGAUUGUGGGAUAGUUCGCCUCAGCCAGUAAAGAGCUUCCCUUGGAACAAAACAUUGGACAAUUUCAUUCAACUCAUUGUCGACCUUGUCUUAGCGGUUGUCAAAUACUUAUCUAUACCCCUGUUUACCGUCACUUCAAUCAGUGAAAUGUCUUAUUGUGCACAUGAGAGGAAGCUAUACCUCAUCCCACUUCCAUUUCUAGUUGGUGUUGCUGUUGCUGGGGUGUUAAAAGAUGCUGCUUUGGGAUCGUCCCCAUAUCUUGAGCGUGCAGAAGUGCCCUGGCAUCUAAUUGCUGUUGUAAUAUUCUUCGCAUUGCUCAAGUUCCCUGGUCCUUAUUAUCCAUACUGGGGGCGUAUUUUCAUCCCGCACUUUGCAAAUGGAGCAUUGUUGAGGACCUUAUGGUUCAUGUUUCUGUGGUCCCGGAGGCCCCGAAGGACAUCAGAAAACAACCAGCCUGAUUCUAUGACUGACAAUCAGAAAGCAGAUGAGGCCUAAUAAGAUGGUUAAAUCCUUGUUGAACACUUCUUUUGGCAACUUUCACUGCACGGGGUGAUGAUGAACACUGGAUUGCCGAAUUGUAAUCAGUGAACUUCUUAGAAGAGAUUCAUUUUUCAAUCUUCAAGAACCAUAGCCUCAAAAGUGAUUGUGCUUGGGAAGCCUUUUCUGGAUCUAGGUGGCGACGAACAGCCCCUGAACACCAACAUUUUGCUGAUGAGCUAGAAGUAUGAGUUGUCUUGAUAUGCUCCAUUCUAGUACCUUUUUGCAUUUCACACAUCUUGUUUACAAUGUAGUAUCUCAAUCAGUUAAACUAUAUAUAACCCGUUGUUGUACUGAGAAAGGAACAUGUUUCAUUUCA
This is a messenger RNA of Sesamum indicum (sesame), 1470 nucleotides long. Its product is annotated as embryo defective 1273. Lineage: Eukaryota; Viridiplantae; Streptophyta; Magnoliopsida; Lamiales; Pedaliaceae. The record is from RefSeq and is a predicted model, not a curated record.